AUGUCCACCCUCGCCAAGGCCUCCGGCAUCCUCAAGUCGGUGGACUAUGAAGUGUUUGGCCGGGUGCAGGGUGUUUGUUUCAGAAUGUACACAGAAGAUGAAGCUAGGAAAAUGGGAGUAGUUGGCUGGGUUAAAAAUACCAGACAAGGGACUGUUACUGGCCAAGUUCAGGGCCCAGAAGAUAAAGUAAAUGCAAUGAAGGCCUGGCUGAGUAAAGUUGGAAGUCCCAGUUCUCGCAUAGACCGAACCAACUUUUUUAAUGAGAAGGAAAUCUCCAGACUUGAUUUCUCAGGAUUUAGCACUAGAUACUAAUGGAGGAAGAAAUCUUUAAGCACAAAAUUAUAAUGCUUCAGCUGCAUAGUAAUUUCUGUGCCUCCAUAAAAUAGCAUGACAGCACUUUUUUUGAUGUCUGCUUCAUACUAAAGUAUAAAAAUACCCCUUUUACAUAAUGUAGGACUGUCAGUUACUGUAUUAGAAAUUUCAUAAUGUAAAUCUUUACCAACAUUGCCAAUUUAUAUAUAAUUUACUUAGAAGGAAGUAUAAAAAAAUCAAUAAAGAUAUACAACUGCAAAAUCAGCAAAUACUAGUGCACAGUGAGAUUUGUAAGACAUGAUCAUACAGAACCUAGUCUUUGCCCAAUAAAAUAUGAUUUAUAUAUAUUAAAAAACAAAUAGAAAACAACUUAAAUUUCACUGUGACAUAAUUAAAAAUGUUUAAAUACUUUAAGUAAUCUUUAAACAGGAUCACAGCAAUGUUCAGUAGUAUAUUCUAUAUGCUAUGAAUUGUAAAGUUCUCUU
Messenger RNA from Emys orbicularis (European pond turtle), 797 nucleotides. It is a transcript of the gene ACYP2, whose product is annotated as acylphosphatase 2. Lineage: Eukaryota; Metazoa; Chordata; Testudines; Emydidae. The record is from RefSeq and is a predicted model, not a curated record. The transcript is spliced from 4 exons. The coding region runs from base 1 to 312 and encodes 103 amino acids. Gene Ontology annotation, molecular function: acylphosphatase activity.